AUGGCCUCCGCCACUGCCGCCUGUCCCGAGGCCGCGGCCUCCGCCUCAGUCUCCACCUCUGCUUCCGCCUCCGCCACGGAGGCCUCCGCCACCGCCUCUGCCACGGUCGCCGCCGCAGCCUCGGCCGCCGCCGCCGCCGCCGCCACUGCCGCAGCUGUCGCCACGGUCGCCGGUGCUGCCGGGCCGCUGCCGCGACCUCCCUCCCGCAGGCUGGGGCUCGCGCAGGCGGGAGACGGCGGGGCGCGGGGGCGCCGGCCCCGGGCGGGGGCGCGAGCGCGGCGGGGCGCGGGGGCAGCCCCGGCGGUGCCCGGGCCCCGGGUGGCGAGCGCGGGCAGGAGCGCGCCGCUGCGAGUCGCCGCCGCUGCAGCCGCCGCUCACCGUGGACCCGCGCGCGGGCGGGCGGCGCGUGGUGGGGGGCAGGAGGUGUUGGCGGCUGUGGUCCGGGCAGCUGGGAAGGCUUCUGUCUCUUUGGUUCCCCUUGUGGCUGCUGCGGGGCGCGGGCUGCGGGGCUGCGGGGCCGCGGGGCGCGGGCUGCGGGGCUGCGGGGCUGCGGGGCCGCGGGCGGCGGGAGGAGGCGGGACCGGGAAGCCGGGGCUGGGGGUGACGCGCGUGUGA
Molecule: messenger RNA, 615 nt
Organism: Molossus molossus (Pallas's mastiff bat)
Lineage: Eukaryota; Metazoa; Chordata; Mammalia; Chiroptera; Molossidae
Product: antifreeze protein Maxi-like
Exons: 1
Coding region: 1-615 (204 amino acids)
Source: RefSeq, a predicted model, not a curated record